This is a messenger RNA of Tupaia belangeri chinensis (Chinese tree shrew), 2985 nucleotides long. It is a transcript of the gene JRKL, whose product is annotated as JRK like. Gene Ontology annotation, molecular function: DNA binding. The transcript has a single exon. Gene Ontology annotation, cellular component: nucleus. Lineage: Eukaryota; Metazoa; Chordata; Mammalia; Scandentia; Tupaiidae. The record is from RefSeq and is a predicted model, not a curated record. Bases 605 to 2182 code for a protein of 525 amino acids.
CGCUACGCGGUAGUCAGGGAGCGUUGCGGGUCCUGGUUGCAAUUGAGGUGGGAAGAAGGGCCCGGCGGGCUGUGAGGGACCGGGAGGACUGUCCGGGACAAGUCUGGCACCGGGAAGUGGGUCUGAGUGGCGGGAGGGCCCGGUCUCUGGGGAAGGAAUCAAAGGGAACCGGUCCUCUGGGGAAGGGGGUCAGUCCCCGACUCUCUGGCUCUUCCGCUCUCAGCCGUAACUUUGGGGUGUGGCAGAGGUUAGUGACCGCGUUCACCUCGGAGCUGGGCAUGAAGGAGGUUGGCGGCCACCACCGGGUUAUAAUUUUCCUUACUGCCACUGGGGUAAUAAAACACAUGUCUGUAAUCCGGAUUAUCCGCGGUGAUUUGGGGCCUCCUCCACUGCCCAUCUAAAUUAAAGGCCUGUGCCCUACGACUUGCUCCUCUUUCACCUCUUGCUGUCCCUUUGCCAGCCAGGUCAAGCCCGGGAGGGGGUCAGGGCUACCAGGUGGCUGUUACGGUUGAAAGACUUAAAGUUGUUAAAGUGAGUCUGGAAGAAAAGGAAGGAUUUUUGUGUGUUGGUAUAGUGUGAGUGUGAGGUGACUCAGAGCCUCACCAUGUCAGGGAAACGGAAGCGUGUGGUGUUGACUAUUAAAGAUAAACUGGAUAUAAUAAAGAAACUUGAAGAUGGAGGUUCUUCCAAACAACUAGCAGUGAUUUAUGGAAUUGGUGAGACAACAGUUAGGGAUAUAAGAAAAAAUAAGGAAAAGAUUAUCACUUAUGCAAGCAGCUCUGAUUCCACAAGCCUUCUGGCCAAGAGGAAGUCUAUGAAGCCAUCCAUGUAUGAGGAACUGGACAGAGCAAUGCUGGAGUGGUUCAACCAGCAAAGAGCAAAAGGGAAUCCCAUAUCGGGACCAAUUUGUGCAAAAAGGGCAGAGUUCUUCUUUUAUGCCUUGGGAAUGGAUGGUGAUUUUAACCCCUCUGCCGGUUGGUUAACUCGCUUUAAGCAGAGGCACAGCAUUAGAGAGAUUAACAUUAGAAAUGAAAGGUUAAAUGGAGAUGAGACCGCUGUAGAAGAUUUUUGUAACAACUUUCGGGAUUUUAUUGAACAAGAGAAUUUGCAGCCUGAACAGAUCUAUAAUGCAGAUGAGACUGGACUUUUUUGGAAGUGCCUGCCUACGAGGACUUCAGUAAUUAAAGGUAAAUGCACUGUCUCUGGGCACAAAUCAGUUGAAGAAAGAGUCACUAUCAUGUGUUGUGCGAAUGCAACAGGUUUACACAAACUUAAACUUUGUGUUGUGGGGAAAGCAAAGAAACCUCGCUCCUUCAAGUCAACUGAUACCUUAAAUCUGCCAGUCUCUUACUUCAGCCAAAAAGGUGCAUGGAUGGACCUUUCUAUUUUCCGACAGUGGUUUGAUAAAAUUUUUGUACCACAAGUUCGAGAGUACUUAAGAUCCAAAGGCUUACAGGAAAAGGCUGUGCUCUUGCUGGAUAAUUCACCAACACAUCCAAAUGAAAACGUCCUAAGGUCAGAUGAUGGCCAGAUAUUUGCUAAAUACUUACCACCAAAUGUGGCUUCAUUGAUUCAGCCCUCAGAUCAGGGAGUCAUAGCAACAAUGAAGAGAAACUAUCGUGCUGGUCUUCUCCAGAACAACUUGGAAGAAGGUAAUGACCUUAAAUCAUUCUGGAAGAAGCUUACUUUGCUAGAUGCACUUUAUGAAGUAGCCAUGGCAUGGAAUUUAGUAAAACCACUUACCAUUAGUAAAGCAUGGAAGAAGAUUCUCCCUACCAUAGAGGAGAAAGAAUGCAUGGAUUUUGAUGAUGAAGAAGAUAUUUCUGUGGCUACUAUGGCCACCAUUUUACAACACACCAAAGGACUAGAAAAUGUGUCUACUGAGAACAUUGAGAAAUGGCUUGAAAUAGACAGUACUGAACCAGGUUAUGAAGUGUUAAGUGACAGUGAAAUCAUCAGAAGAGCACAAGGCCAGACAGAUGAAUCCAGUGAAAAUGAGGAGGAAGAAAUAGAACUAAUUCCAGAAAAGCAUAUUAAUCAUGCGACUGCUCUCCAAUGGACUGAAAAUUUAUUGGAUUAUCUUGAACAACAAGGUGAUAUGAUUCUACCUGAUAGACUGGUAAUACGUAAGCUUCGAGCCACUAUCAGAAAUAAACAGAAGAUGACGAACUCAAGCCAAUAAUGACAUUUCAAUUUUAUUUUGAUAAUUAUGUUUAUGAUUCUUUACCUCUUUGUAAUAAGGCUUAAUUUUCAUUGUGUUCUGAAUUCUCAGAUACAGUCUUGUGAAAAACAAAUACAAAAAUGUAUCUCAAAUGCUUUUUGAGGGUAUGUUUUCAUCAUGUGUUUCUUGUCCCUUGUGUAGAUAAUCAAAAGCUUAUCGAUACAAAUUACAUGUACACAUGUAUUUACUUUUGUAAAUCUGUAGUGAUCUCUUGCAUUAGAGUGUCAUUCUCUGGAUUUUCUAGCAAAAGAGAUAACAGUGAAAAGAAAGAUCACUUUCCACAAAUCUGCUUGAUUCAUGAGGAUUGUCACAGUAAUCUUCUCUUGUAUAACCAUGGUAAAUGGUUGUUUUGUGUGUCUGCAUAGUCUGACAGGAUGAGAAUAUGUUGAUAGAUUUUGGUACAUAAUAUGAUUUUGGUAUGUAAUAAUUAAAAAGUGAAGUUCAGUAAUGAUGAGGAAACAGUGAUCUCUGAAUUACAAAAAAUAACUUCGAAGUCAUACUUGUGUUAUUUUAUAUUCACGGGGUGGCAGGUGGAAAAGAUUAUUUUGGUAAAUAGGGGAAGUGAUUGCUAAGUGAGUGAGACUACUGGAUAUAUAAAAGAGGUAUUCCGAUCAAUUAAUUUUUUGUAAGCAGAGGAAUUUAAAAUUUUGAAUAUUUUAGAUUAUUUAUACAAAGGGAAUAAAUAGACUUGGUUUAAUUUGGUCUUUAUUAUGAAUUGGGUAACAGUAUAGGUUUAUUAUUUAUUCAUCAAAUUAUAAUACAGG